Rosa chinensis is the source of this 1260-nucleotide messenger RNA. Its product is annotated as protein FAR1-RELATED SEQUENCE 5-like. The record is from RefSeq and is a predicted model, not a curated record. The coding region runs from base 1 to 1260 and encodes 419 amino acids. Lineage: Eukaryota; Viridiplantae; Streptophyta; Magnoliopsida; Rosales; Rosaceae. The transcript has a single exon.
AUGAUAUAUGUUGCUGCUUUCUACAAUAGAUAUGCAAAAGAAGUAGGGUUUAGUAUUAGAAGUCAUUCUAGUGCGAGCAGCAAAGAUAAGAAACAACUUACAAGGAAGGAGUAUGUCUGUUAUAAGCAAGGAGAUUCCAAAGUUGAAGGAGAAAAGCAUAAGAGAGGAUUACCAAAAGUGGGUUGUAAAGCAAGAAUUGCAGUUGUGAGAAAGAAGGAGUCUGGAAGAUAUGCAAUCUCUGUAUUUGUUGAGGCUCACAACCAUCCAUUAACAAGCCCACCUAGAGUACAUUUGUUGAGAUCUCACCGUCGUGUUUCAGAAGUUAACACAGUUCUAUCACAGCAACUAAGCUUGGUGAAUGUGGAGAAACAUCAACAGUUUGAAUUCUUUGGUGUUCAGGCAGGUGGCAUUCAAAAUAUUGGUUUUAUACAGCGUGAUCUAUAUAAUUAUGGUAGAACUUGUCGUGAAGAGAAAAAGAGGUGUGAUGGAGAUCUACUGUACAUGCAUUUUGAGAAUGAGAAAGAAAAAGAUUCUUCUUUUGUCUAUAUAAUGGAUGGAGACGAGGAAAACAGAGUAACACGGUGCUUUUGGGCUGACUCAAUUUCAAGACGAGCUUAUAGCUUUUAUGGAGAUGUAGUUAUCUUUGAUACUACAUACAACACAAAUCGGUAUGGAAUGAUUUUUGCACCAUUCACUGGUGUUAACAAUCAUGGGCAGGCAAUCAUCUUUGCUUGUGCAUUCUUGAAUGAUGAGACAGCCGAUACUUUUGUUUGGUUAUUCAAGGAAUUUCUGAAUGCUAUGCCAGGAGAUGCACCAAAAAAUGCCCCCAAGAUGAUCAUUACCGACCAAGAUCCUGCUAUGACUAAUGCCAUUUCAGAAGCACUCUCACAAACAUUUCAUAGAUAUUGCAGUUGGCACAUUCUUAAUAAAUUUUCUGAGAAGCUAGAUGCGAUUAAAUAUCGAGAUUCCUACCAAGACUUUCAUAGCUGCAUAUGGAAUUCAAGUAGUAGAGAGGAGUUUGACUCAGGAUGGAUUGAAAUUAUUGAGAAGAGUGGGUUGAGUGAUAACAAGUGGCUGGAGUCGAUAUACGAAUUUCGUUCAUCAUGGAUACCAGCAUAUGUCAUCAUGUUUUCUCAGCUGGAAUGUCAAGUAGUCAAAGAGCAGAGAGUCAACAUUCUUUCUUCAAGAAUUAUGUUUCUAAGUGGAAUUCAUUGGUGGAAUUUAAGAGGGGACUUCUUCACCAACGACAUUAUGAGUUAG